Messenger RNA from Diaporthe batatas, 8258 nucleotides. RefSeq lists its product as uncharacterized. Bases 3586 to 7833 code for a protein of 1415 amino acids. The record is from RefSeq and is a predicted model, not a curated record. Gene Ontology annotation, molecular function: protein binding. Gene Ontology annotation, cellular component: endoplasmic reticulum; cytoplasm; plasma membrane. Lineage: Eukaryota; Fungi; Ascomycota; Sordariomycetes; Diaporthales; Diaporthaceae. The transcript is spliced from 2 exons.
ACCCAACAAGCCCUUUGGAGCCAACGCCUUGCCUCCUUUUCUCCCACCACCUCCUCUCUGCUAGCCUGCUGUGCCCUGUGCCCAGUGCCCAUGCUUCAUCAACCGCCCAAGCCGCCGCUCACCCGCCGUUUGCCGCAACGCCAGGCCAUGGCCAUGACCAUGACCAUGAGUGGGAAGAGGCGCACAUCAACUUUUGACAGCUCAAUGCAUGCUCCGUGCCCCCGUGGACCUUAGGCUGCCAGGCUGCUCCGUGUCCCGCGUGUCCAGUCCCGCCUUCUGCAGCCAGCAUUCCCCCGCCGCCGCCGAUGGGGCCUUCGUUCAUGCACUGCACUUGUCAUGAAUUGACAUUGAGGCAGCCGGCACCGAAGCCCGGCUGGGGAGUGGCACCCGGCCUCUCUUCCGCGCAUCAUGGGCCCCAUACCCAUCGGUACCUGAAUAUCGCCGACUCCCUGCCAGCUGUCCUUUUAGCGGACCCAUCAGGGUGGCAACUGUCCACCAAGAACGUUAUCCAAUAUAGCGCAACUGCCGCGUAUACUGGCACACUGGCAGACUGGCAGACUGGUACUGUGCACUCGCUGUCGAUUGUGCAUUGACGCCAGUCGCCGGUCGCCAGUCCAAGGAACCAGGGGAACCAGGGGACGGCACACCCAACAGAGCCAAAAGGUUGCGCGGCAGCAUUGAUGUGUUAGCCCGACAAGAGAUGCCCAUCGCAACCCACCACCAAGCUGUCCAUUGUCAGAUCCGCUGCAGGGGGGGCCUCUGUGUGUUUCGUUUCGACAUUUUGCAAGCUACUUCCUGGCUGCACACUCUUGUCAUGAGUUGUGUUUUCUCUCUCUACUAUGUACAACAGUCGGCCGGACCACUGCUCAGACACCCGCAGCCAAUACUGUCGUCAUGACAAGUCCUCUGCUCACACGGACCAAAUGACCCGGCUACGCGUCUCCAACACGACCCAGGCCUUUUCGUCCGUGUCUGCAAGAACUUCCCGAAUCGUUAAAAGCUGCACAGACCUUCCUGCUAACCGACUUGCUUGGCCAGCCUUUUAGGCCUGUCUGCUCGCUCGCCUGGCUUACGGGUGGCUUCGCUAGACAUCUGCCACUCAGGCCAGCCCGCCAUCCAAAAAGCUGGGAGCUGGCGUCUACCUAGGAUCCUUCUGGGAAAGCGUCAUAUGCUACCACAUCAAUGGGUUAUGCCAUAGCAGAGCAGCCCAUAAAGCUGGGUAUUGGACCCGGCAUCCGGGUCUUCGUAUCAACACCCCUCCUCGUCACCGAGAGGCAACUGCUCCCAGAGCCACAACGGCGGUCAUCGCAUUUGGGGUUUCUGCUGUAAGCGGCGUCAAGAUCGGCUCAGGGGUUGAAAACAUACCCUGCGGGGGCGCUUCGGCGGCUUAAAAUGUGGGGGUGAAUACCUGAAUGGGCAGGGGGGAGGGAUUGCUCAGUCACCUUUUUGGUCCCGUUUGUGUGGCGCAGCGUUGAUGGUGCCGUCCUGGACUCCGUCUGCCGCCGUUGAUCUGAUGCAUGCAAAGUGUCCGAAUUCUGCAGCCGUGGUUCGCUGUCAAAGGGAGAUCCUUAGACAUGUCGGUCGUCUAUUCGUCCUGUCUGGUGCUUUUCCCCCGGCUGUGAUCCUUGAGGAGCUGAAAAGCCGCGAGCUUGCAUGAAGGCAAGGUGGAUCACCCGCGCCUCUGCCUCUACAGAGUAUUAUCGUUCCGCACCUCUGCCAGGGGCCACCCUUUCUCGGAAUCCUCCCUCCAGCAUGCCCACGAAACAUUGCGACUUUUUGCAUGGACAGCACCUCGGUCAAAGAAGCUUUUCUGCACUCGAACUGUCCUGCAUGGCGCACGUCGUCAACACAGGGUCCCGGGUGAGGCGAAUUGUCGACGUGUGCUCGGGAACUUGCCCAUUCCGCCUCAUUCGAACAUCAUGAUCUCGGAGGAACCUGCCGUCUUUGUGUGCUUAAGCCGCCAGUGUGUUUCAUAACUGCUGUCCUUUGCCCGACACAGUUCAAUCCUCUUGCCAAUUUGUCAACGUCGCGGCUGGUGGGCUGAGCAUCUCGUUGCAGAUAGACGCCCAUCCACCUCCCAGCCGAGCAGGCUGUGGGACCCGUGACUUGGGGUGCAUACCCGAGGUCGAUUAUGGGUGCAGAUGCCUUACUUCUUGCCUCAUGAUGUGAUAUCAGACGGCUCGAUUCGGUGUUCACAUUUCCUCUUGUGACAUUGGCAGAAUGCUCAAACCUGACUUGCUCGCAUGACGGUGGACCUCGCCCCCCUAUGGCCCAGUAUCUAGCAUCUUCACUCAACAACAGCCAGAGCGACAUGGCUGGGACGCAAAGCUCGAGUUUUGAAGCCGUUGACCCAAAAGUUGUUGGCCUGUAGAUGCAGCGUGUUGGUCUCGUGUUAUCCGCCCAUGAUCGAACCCCGAAUGUCCGGUCUCCCACCGUCCGAUGGUGGCAGACGGGGUUGGUUGAAACAACAGGAGCUAUUUUCAUCCUCAGGUGUGCCCCAAACAUCGGCCGUCCCAAACAUCAGCGCAAUACACCUUAGCUGUCAACGGGACCAGCAGAGGUGAAGCAGCUGGGUUCCCUGGGUUCCUAUGAUACUCUAUACCGAACAAUGCUACUCCUAGCCAUGGAUCAGGCCGUUCUCCCGGGGGACAUCAUUCGUUUCAUGAUGGACCCGUCAGUCGCGACAGCUCCGGUGGCUUCAAAGCUACGCGCUGCUUGUGGAGGCAUGAAACGUUUGGAUCCCUGCAUGCUGUGCAGAACGCACUCGAUGUCCAAAAGUCGCGCCGUCCACGCGUUCGGUGUCUCGAGAUGAACAAAGGCGAGUCAAGAGAUCAGAUGGAAAACGCAUUGGCAGUGGCUACUGUGCUCCUAUCAAGGCCCAGGCCCAGAGCAGCUUAGGCUUGGGCUGCAUAGCUUGUGUUUGGCAGCGAGAGGGCGCCUGCAAACAUCUGUGCACGCCGUAGAGGGGUAGCAAGGUUGAGCUUGGGCGAUCUCCACCGUCGAAGAACCAGCCGAAUAAACACAUUCGGAUAGACAGACGUCAAGCAGCCAGCCAAGCAGCCCAAGCUGAUUGUCUGAAGUUUAAGGCCCGAGAUUGCCGUCCGGGGUAAGCUGAGAUGGUGAGUGGGGUGGGGGCGGGAUCUGUGCCGCUGUCAAACAAUCAUGAUGAAACGCUAGCACUCCUUUCCUCGCCCAACCGAAAUGAGGAGGCCACAACAGAGCAGCCGCAACAGCCCUUUCCAGACAGCAUCACCGACGUCAGGGCAAGCCCGAGGCUGAGAGAGGAACCUUCCACUCAUCGACGUUGCUGUUCCCUGGUCCCUGGUCCCUGGUCACCCGAGAUCGUCACCCUCAGCCUUGUCGCCCUCAACCCGGGACGGGACCCCUCGAUUGAUACUCGGACCCUCUGCAGCCACCGCAGUGUUGCCCGUGUGCCUGGAGUGUCGACGCAUCCGUGCCUUUCCUCGCAACCCCUGAUUUGUCCAACGACCAGGAUGAGCCAUCGACACUCUCCUCUGCCGCGAUAGAUCCCCCGACCUCGACGCCGACGCCGACGCCGACGCCGACCCUCCGACAACCAAACUCAUGGCUGACUCCGGUGCGGCCGCAGCCAACCCGGCUGCCGAUAAGCCAUCCGGCCCUCCUAAACCGUCCACGUCGCCGCACAAGCACCCCAGCCCGGCAAUACCUCUCGGCCUGCAAGAAGCUGCGCUCGACUCCCCAACCUUCCGAUGUGUCGCCGUCCAUUUUUCAGAGCAGGUCGAGCAGGUUGAGCGCUGGCUCGACGGGUAUAUGAAGUCAUGCUCAAAGGUCGUACACGACAUCCUCGCCCUCGAGGAAACCAUCCAGGGCUUCCUAGGCAAGACAAUGCCGCCCUUGGCAGUUACGACGGACGGGCCUAUCGACCCAGACUACACGAUGCUCGCCUUGAGGAGGAGCAGCGACGGUCAGCGCGAAUGGUGGAGCCAGAUCCUCGCAGUAAUGCGCCGCAUGGACACUCUGACCGUGGAGCCAGUCCGCUCGUUUCUGAUCGGUGAGCUCAAGACGUUCAAGGAGACGAGGAGGACGCUGGAGACCACUCAAAAGGUUUUUGAUACCACCCUGGCGCGCUACGUCGCGCAGAGCAAGACAAAGGAGCCUUCGUCGUUGCGUGAGGAUGCCUUCGCGGUCUACGAGACCCGCAAGGCCUACCUCAAGGCAUCCAUGGACUUCUGCCAGCUUGCACCGCAGAUCCGUUUCUCCCUCGACAAGUUGCUUGUCCGCAUUUCUGUCGACAUGUGGCGGGAGAUGAAGAGAUGGCGUGAUAGCUCAUACGCCUCCAACAAGUACGCCCAGGAGAUGGACCGUGUCCGUGGGUGGUCCAAGGAGAUGGAGGCAAGCGAGGCCCUGUUCAAGCGCGAGCUGCAGGCCGCGAGGAGGGACGUCGGCGAGAACGCGGUGGCCUCUUUCAAGCCGUCUCGCGAGCUGGAGGACUAUAACAUAUCAACCGUCGCCUUCCUCGGCUCGAGGGGCCCCGUGAAUGUCCAGGUCAAGGAGGGCGGUGCUGUGGUUUCCGAAAAGCAAGGGUGGCUUUUCCUCCGCACCAUCACUGGAAAGCCUGCCAGGACAAACUGGGUGAGGCGAUGGUACUAUUGUCGGAAUGGCAUCUUCGGGUGGCUGGUGCAAGGGCCGCAGGGUGUUCUGCAAGGCGAUGAGAUCGGCGUGCUCUUGUGCGGCGCCCGUCCUGUGGUCUCGGAGGAACGGCGCUUCUGCUUUGAGGUGAAGACCAAGUCUCAAAACAUCAUGCUACAGGCCGAGACCCAGGCGGAGCUGGAGCAGUGGAUCGAGGUCUUUGAGAUUGCCAAGAAGCAGGCUUUCGAUGCGAGUGCCGCUAGAGACGCGAGUACACUGCCGGGAGGGAUCGAUCCCGCCUUCGCCAUCACACCACCUACUAUCCCCGAGUUCUCGGCCAAGUCUUUAGAGGGCUUUGAGGACGGUACGGAGAGAUCCAACACGCUGCCAGUGCCCGGCAGCGACGCUGCAGCAACGCGCUCUUCGUUCGAAGUGGGCGCAGCCCCGCGCCGUUCCGUCACAGGAUUGGCACGAGAUAUCGCAAGAGAUCUUCCACGGGAGGAAGGAGAAAGUGGCAGGGAACAUGCUGCACGCAUCAUGCAGAGGUUGGAGCUGCAUCGCAAGUUGCCCCUUGGGCGUGCCGAGUCAUCAGGUAUCGCAGGCUUAAUUUCUGCUAGUUCCAACCUCUUGCCCGGGUAUGCUGCCUACAACCAAUCUGUAACCAACCUGGGUCGUUCUCUGCCAGCCUUACAGCCCAUCAGCGAGCUGAAUGGCAGCAGCCUCGCGCCUCCCACGCUGGCGAAAGCCCCUACGGCGACAUAUCUCAGCAAGACAGCCUUGUCGGUGAGCGCCGAACGGUCCAUGACCUCGGAAAGCAACAUCAGCCUGACCUUACCAACUGCUGUCGUUGCCAACUACUGGGGCAGUAUCCCCUGGAGCACGUUGUACCCGCCCAGGGAGGAUGACACGACGCAUCUUCGAUUGGACGACGAUCCUCUGCUCUCGGCGAACGCGCAGACACUCCCUGCCAGUGAGGUCACAUCCAACCAGGGCAGCCACGCGCCAUCGACACUCCAUCGGAAGACUAUGAGCGCCGGAGGUAAUGCUUCCGAUUUUAGAAUUCUCGAGAAGCCCACCGGCGAGACGUUCCCUGCGAAGUACCCGAUUGAGCUCAAGGCACAUCAUCCACAGUUCAGACUCUUGUUUCCCAAUGUGCCUCUCGAUGAGAAACUGGUGAUGGUGUUCAACGCUGCCUGGACAAGCACUUCGGUCGAGGGUUCUGGCAGCAACACUGGUAUCAUGGGCAAUGGCCGCAUCUACGUCACGUCUGACAACAUGUACUUCUAUGGACACCAGAUGGGUCUGGUGGUCGCCUACACCCUCAGCUUGGACAUCAUCUCGGAGGUGACAGCGGCUCCAGGCAAGGAUUGCGACUUCUUGUUCCUGCAUCUCAGCCACAAGAUGAGCACCGACGGGUUGACCCGCAUCACCAUCAAGACGUUCCUGAUGGACCUGGGACUGCUUCACUCCCGACUGAAUCUCCUCAUUGAUGAUCUCCAGGCCGAGGAACCAAUGGAGGUUCCCGAAGUCAUUGCUGCGCUGCUCAACCUGGAGAGCGAUGAGUACGAGCAGAAGAGUCCUAGCGCAGAAAGUUGGGAAGAGGUUUCCCCCAACACCCCGAUCGAUGAUGGCACUGCCUCAGGCCGACCUGUCUUCAAGGGUGGCUACGGCGCCAGAGAUAGAUCAUCAAGGCAGGUGCGGAAACCGGUACCCAAGUUCCAGCUUCCAGUGCAUCCUGUCGUGUACGAGCCUGAGGGUAUGGGCGAGGCGGUCGAAGAGCGCCACUUUGAGAUCAGCGCAAAGGCAUGCUUUCACGUCCUGUUCGGCGACAAGUCGUUCAUCUUCCCCAAGCUCUACUUCGAGCGGCGCGCCAAGGAGAUCGCCCAAGGCCCGUGGCAGCUCAUUGAUCACGGCAAAAUGAAGCGAGAUUUCAAAUUCAAGGUAGACUCGGUCGGUUUCAUGGGGCGGGCCAAGCACGGCGAGGACGUGUCCGACUUCCAGCUCAUCGACGUGUUCAGCGACCACAUCACUUACCUGGUCACCCACGUCAAGACACCCUGGCAUCUGCCUCAUUCACACGCGUUCAAGCUGAUCACCAAAACCGUGAUCACACACGUGGCCAAGUCAAAGUGCAAACUUGCGUUGUACACCAAGGUGGAGUGGUCUAAAACGCCACCUCUGUCGAAGGCUCUCGUGCAACGACAGGCCCUCGAGGAUGCACGGCGCGAUGCGGAGGAGCUAGCGGAAGUUGCGACGGACCAGGUGCGCAAGCUGGGCCCGCACAGCCGCACAAAGAGGGCGAUCCAGGUGUACGGCAACAUCGGGGGUCAGCAGCAGGUGGUAGUGUUCACCCCUGGGGACGCAUCGCAGACAAGCGAGACUGGGCUCAAGAAGGGCUCACAGAUGAUCCAGCCACGGACGCUGACGGAGAUGGUGUUCGAGACCGUGAGGAGCUUCAUGGAAAGCGUUGCAACGAGCCUGCUCAUGUGGACUUUUGCGGGCUUGCGAAAGAUCUUCAGCGUCGUGACCGCACACCGGGUGAUACUGGUCGUGCUGGCUUUUAGCGUCCUCACGAACCUUGUCUUCACGGGACGUGAGGGCUCGACGUGGUGGACGGAGAGACGCGCGGCAAAGUUCAUGGGACGGAUGGGCGUGGGCCCCAAUGUCAUGAUGAGCAAGGCAGUCUACAUUGCGGACCUGGACGAGGCGGCGCUGUCUUCGGCGGCCGCGGGUCCUGAUGGAGACAGCGAAUGUUACAACACGUUCCGCCAGAUUCUGAACACGACGUCGCUCGACUCGACACAUGAAGAGGCGGGUGCAGUCCUCAGCUCGAGCACCAGCAGAGCCACGGCUCGGCAACUGCGUCGCACCCGCCAGCGACUCGGGUCGUACCGACACGACCUGCUUGUCGCGAUGCGGGUUGUGAACAAAAUCGAGAAGGAGAUGAUCCAGAGCGAGUGGGAGAACUGGCUCGCCGACGAGAACCUGCGGUGUGAGCAGAUCAAGAUGAUGCUGUCUGAGAAGGCGAGCAGCAGCAGCAGCGGGAAAGCGACACCCAGCGCUGCAAGCGUCGGCGUCGACGUCGACGGACAGAAAAUCAUGCGGCCCAUUGACGAGAAGAGGGUCGAGGCACUGACGCAGUGGCACGCCGAAUACUGCGGGAGCUGCAAGCUGGAGAAGGACAUGGCACUGGCGAAGAGGAUGAAGAUGGUAGACGUGUAGAAGGCGGCGUUCUUGUGUUCGCUUUUAAUUCGGACGGUUUAAUGGUAGAUGGACCGGGGAGAUGCGUGCACCCAUACACGUACGUGUACUAAUGUAGAUGGGAAUUCUUAUGGGAAGGGGCCAGCGGGAGAGUUGGGUAAACUUGGACCUGUAUUGCAUUGCGUUGGUCUUGAAUGGUUUUGUUCUUUUCUCUUUUUUUUUUCCCUCCUUUUUUUACCCUUUUUUUCUUCUUCUUUUUUUUUCGCGUUCGCUCCUUUUUGCCAGCAUGUUUCUCUCUGCAUGCGACAGCUUCCACACACAGAUACCCGUGCGGUCUAGAUAGUCUUCAUUGAUCACGGUUUUUGUCUCUUGAAGCCCGGCCCCACCCUUUCCACAUCGUGCACGUGUGACCGGUCUCUCGGGAAUGAAUGAGAAGCUAGAAUGAA